AUGGAUACUUUGCAACAUACCCAGAUCGUCCAUCCUCAAGAUUCAUUCGCACUGGGCGGGUGUAUGGAUCCCCAUUCACCCCAUGCAGGAAACGACAUGAACGAUUCAUCUGGAAUGACUACAGCUCCUCCACUGGACAGGGAUUUACACGGAUCCGCCAGUGAGCCGACAUCGGAUCUUCAACCGCCAUCAAGUCCUCCUGCCUUAUCAGCGGCUACGAAGGAAAAUCCUGUCACCGAAACCAAGAUAAUCGAUCGCGAGUCUUUUACGGAAGACGAACGGCGUCACAACCGGGAAUGGUUUGGUGACCGACCAUCCCGAACCCCGGAACGUUACAUGAGAAUCCGUAACCAUAUCCUGGACAGUUGGCAGACCAGUUGUCCAAACUACAUUACCAAAUCCGCGGCACGCAAAAAUUUGCAAGAGAAUGUCGAUGUGAAUGCGGUGGGUCGCAUUCACGCUUAUCUGGAAAAGAUUGGCGCCAUCAAUGUCGGAUGUGCACCCACCACCCGCGUGCGAAGACCUGUCCAACGUACGCCCCGUAAAGUGUAUGUUUACAGCGAUGAAGAAGAGAUCGAAAGAGCCACCAAUAAGGGAUCCCGUAAACGAAGACUCGGUGCUCAACUUGGUUAUUGGGGCAACUCGGAGGAAUUCCAAUCAAGACGUGUCGUGCGACGUCCCCAACCCAUUUACCAGGGUGGCCAAGUAUUCGCCGAUGGCUAUGAUCCAUUUCAGCUCGUCCCUGUAGAGUAUUACGAUGACCAUUAUCCGGCCCCUUUUACGGUUGAAGUGGCUACCGACGCUCUGCUGGUGAUGGAUUUUCAUUCUCACUUGGCUUAUACCGAGAUUAUUGGUCUGAUGGGUGGUACGUUUCAUACAAGGGACAAUGGCACGAAAGUUAUUUCCAUCAAAUGUGUGUUUCCUUGUCGUAGCACAAGCACUGGUAUCCAGUGUGAAAUGGAUCCCGUGUCGGAAAUGCAAGCGCGAGAGGUUUUUGAGCAAAAGGGGCUCACGGUUGUAGGAUGGUACCAUUCACAUCCCACCUUUGAACCGCAUCCAAGUGUGCGUGACAUUGAAAACCAAGCGUCGUAUCAGACCUUGUUCCGUGACAAGUCGACGGGCGAUGAACCUUUUAUCGGUGUCAUUGUGACGCCUUAUGACCCUGAAGUGGCCAGUAACUGCUCCAAAAUUCAAUACCUCCACAUCAGUCGUCGUUGGGAUACCAGCAAUUCCUAUCGUAUUCCCUAUGCAUGCCAAAAGCAGGUUAUGGAAACGCUUUACAGCAAGGAAGAGGUGCUUCGUCAGUUACACGAUCUGGUGGAAGAAUACAAGGACUAUGAACACAAAAUUGAUAUGAAUUUGUUAUACGGCGCUCAACGACGGCUUGGCAAAUUAUUGGAAGCUUUGAAUGCCCACAUUGUCAUGCCGGCCAGUGAAAAAAUGGCUUUCCUGAAACAAGUGGAAACCAUGAUGAUUCACCGGUUCAUGAUGGAGAACCCAUCGUGCGAAAAUCAAAUGCCGACCAUCGACCCAACCGCCAUGCCGGAUAUGCAGAGAAAGGAAUUGAGGCUGGAUUCUCUGGCUGUAUAA
Radiomyces spectabilis is the source of this 1590-nucleotide messenger RNA. RefSeq lists its product as uncharacterized. Gene Ontology annotation, cellular component: BRCA1-A complex; BRISC complex. The transcript is spliced from 12 exons. Gene Ontology annotation, biological process: double-strand break repair. Gene Ontology annotation, molecular function: polyubiquitin modification-dependent protein binding; metallopeptidase activity. The record is from RefSeq and is a predicted model, not a curated record. Lineage: Eukaryota; Fungi; Mucoromycota; Mucoromycetes; Mucorales; Radiomycetaceae. Bases 1 to 1590 code for a protein of 529 amino acids.